UCGGCUGUCAGUUCGUUCGCAAGUCAGUCGUCAGUUUUGUGCAAAAGAAGAAAGAACUUCGGAAAAGUGCAAGAGUGUGAUUUUAGUAAUUUUCUCAGUGGAAAAUUGGCUUUCUUGCUUUUAGGAAGCUUAAUUCCACGUCUCCGUCCGUGGGACAAAACGCGCCGUGAAUGAGAACGCAAAAUUGAGGGCAAAGCUGGAGGAAGAGUGUCUCAAACCAGCAGCAGCAGCAGCCAUCAGGCAGGCCAGUCAGCAGAAGGCAAAGGAGAAAGAAAAAAAAAACUCUUCUUCUGUCAACUGUCUCUCAACAGCAGCAGCAGCAACGCAUUUAUUUAGUGCGAACCGAGCCAACAAGGGCAGGAGGAGGAAUCUUCUUUAUUCGCCGUCGUCGGUCGCGGUUCGAAGAAAGAAAAAAUGAGCGAGAAUCGGGAGGAGAUUCUGGCCAACUUUCAGAGUAUAACGGCAAUUGAAGAUGUAGCAGAAGCAAUCUAUCAUCUCGAGGAAAGCAACUGGGAUUUGCUGUCCGCAAUCCAUCGCGUCCUGCCGCAGGACCCCCAGGAUCAACGCGCAUCGGCCGGUGGUAGCGGCGGGGGCGGCGGUGGCGGUGGCGGAGGUUCCGGCUCGGCAUUCGCCUCGUUCGCAAACAACCUCAACAGCCUGGAGGCGAUGGCCAACGUCGAGGAGCUGAUGACGGCGCCGUCGUCUCCGACUAAAAAUUUGGGCGGAGCGGGACCCAGCAGAAAUUUGGACGCAGAUUUUAUUUUCGAUGAUUCCUUUGGACUGUUUGAACCAGGAGCGUCCACGUCCCGUUCGAGCAGCCACCCGGAUUUUCGCACCGCGCUCAACUAUCUGGACCCGGAGCCUCACUCGGUGCUGUUCAAAAUUCACUCCAACAACGAGCUGCACCUGGUCAGCAUAUCGAACCACGCCACCGUCGGCGAGCUCAAGGCCAAAAUCAGCGAGAAAACGGGCGUGCCGGUGUGCCGCCAGGCGCUGAAGGGUUGGGAUUCGGGGAAGCAGAAGGACGUGCAAAAUUCGUCGACGGUGCUCAAAUCGCUCAACAUUGGCAAGGAGGUCAGCCUCAUCCUGACAGACAUGUCGAUGGAGGGCUUCGUUGGAGACGCCACCGAACCGCUCGCCUCGCAGAACCAGCAAACGUACACGCUGCACAUCAACGUCCCGGACGGCAACAUGCUGCACCUCAAGUUUCCCGGCUUUCAGAACAUUCUGGCCAUCAAGACGGACGUGUACACCAUCACGGACAUUCCGGUGCGGCACCAGGUGUGGUCCGGCUGGCCGAACAACGUAACAAACACCACGACGCUGGCCGAGUCGGGCGUCGAGCGGGACCACAACCUGGUGCUGAAGCACGCCGACGACGGCGCGGCCAAAAUCAGCAACAACAACAACGCGGCGGCGACGGCGGCCGGGGCCAGCACCAGCACCAGCAGCAGCAGUCGGAACGUGUACAAUAACAGUGACAGCAUGCCGAUCAUAAUCGACUCGGAGGACAGCGAGGAGUUCGAGGACGCGUCGGACUUUAACAACGAUGACGACAUUUUCACCGAGACGCCCAACAUCAGCCAGCUGAAACAUUUGAUUCCGGACAACGUGGACGACGAAACGAUCGGCAGCAUACAGUUUGUGGAGAACUUUGUCGAGCGGUACGGCCCGCAGCAUCCGAUGUUUUUCCAGGGCAGCCUCGAGGACGCGCUGAAGGAGGCGUGCCGGCCGUCGGCGCGUGAUCGCAAGCUGAUGGCGGUGUACCUGCACCACGACGGGAGCGUCCUGACGAACGUCUUCUGCGGCCAGCUGCUCGCCUGCGAAAGCAUCAUCCAGAUGCUGCUGGACCACUUUGUGCUGUACGGCUGGGAUCUGACCUUCGAGAGCAAUAAGAACAUGUUUUUAUCAUCCAUAUCGGCAUGCGUCGGAAUGACCGCGUCGAUCACGGUGCGGAACAUCCCGGUCGACCGGUUGCCGGCGAUUCUUGUGAUAGCGAAAAAUCGCAGCCAGUGCGAAGUUUUUCAGGUGAUUUAUGGUAAUGUCAGCGUGGACGAUCUGCUGUCGCAGCUGAUGGAGGCGUCCGACAUGUACGCGGAACAGUUGAAGAUUGAGCUGCGCGAGGAGAACGAACGGUUAGCCCGGGAGCAGGUCAAGCUGGAGCAGGACGCCGCCUACCAGGAGAGUCUCGAGGCUGACCGGGCCAAGCAGGAGGCCAAACGCCAGAAGGAACUGAUGAUGCAAACCGAGCGAAGGCGGCUCGAGUCGGAGCGGGCCGAUGCCGAGGCCAAGCGCGAACAGAUCCGGGCCGCGGCCCGCAGUACCGUCCCUCCGGAACCGGAGCAAACCGUCGGCGAGAACAUUACCAAAAUCCGGAUGAGGCCGCCGACGGGCGUGCUGAUAGAGCGGCGCUUCACCACGGACACGCCGCUGCGCAUCCUGCUGAACUUUGUCACCGCCGAAGGGUUCCUCAUUGACGAGUACAAGGUCAUCCAGAGCUGGCCUCGAAGAGAUCUCACGGCACUAAACCACGAAGAAACCCUCAAGGAUCUGAAGCUUUACCCGCAGGAGACGCUCAUCCUGGAGGAGCGAUGAUUCCGCCGUGGCGCAGGACGCAAAACCGUUUCCAUCUCUCACUGCAGGACGCAAGCAAAUCACACAUCCUGUUGCUAGUAAUUUAUUUACCCUCUUUCGACUGUUGGCGCGAACAAAAUUUGUUAAAAAUUUAUCUAAAUCAAGUGUGUGACUUUCACUUUUAUUUUUCGAAUCUUGGCUCUUGGUGUGACUUUUCGCGCAAAAUUUGUAUUAGUUUAUUUUUUUAUUAUUUUUCUUCCAUGUCCCUGACACUCCCUCUUGCAUUCUUUGUUAGGAUUCUCACUCGUACUACUAUUGCAAAACAAGAGCUAUGAUACAUAUAUAUUUUUUGUUCAUUUAGGACGUAAAACCCAAGAAGCUUAAAGCAAUUUUUUGAAAUGAUGAUCACAGACAGAAGAAACAGCAAAAU
Messenger RNA from Culex pipiens pallens (northern house mosquito), 3004 nucleotides. RefSeq names its product FAS-associated factor 1 (gene casp). NCBI's taxonomy places the organism in Eukaryota, Metazoa, Arthropoda, Insecta, Diptera, Culicidae. Bases 415 to 2595 code for a protein of 726 amino acids. The record is from RefSeq and is a predicted model, not a curated record. Gene Ontology annotation, cellular component: endoplasmic reticulum; nucleus. The transcript is spliced from 14 exons. Gene Ontology annotation, molecular function: ubiquitin binding.